Effrenium voratum is the source of this 777-nucleotide messenger RNA. The record is from the annotation of a GenBank genome assembly. Lineage: Eukaryota; Dinophyceae; Suessiales; Symbiodiniaceae.
GACCUCUACGAACAGGAGCAUCUCCGUUCAGGCCGUCGGGCCGAGGCCCGGCGCCUGCGGCGGACGCGCGGGUUUUCGAUGAAGCUUCCUCCACCCAAGGUGGCGAGAUGCAAAGAAGAAAAGGAGGAAGAGGAAGCCGAGAAGGUGAAGCAGGAGCCUGGGAAGGCCAAGGAGGAGAACAUGGAGACGCAGAAGGAAGAGAAAGUGGAAGCAAAACUGGAAGCGAAGCUGGAAGAGAAGAUGGAAGAGGUGGAGAUGGAGAAGGCCAAUGACGACGAAGAGAUGCCGGAGGCAGAAGCUGAGCUCGAGGCAGACGUUGCGGACGCAGCCGACGGGGCGGGUGCCUUCGAGGCCGAAGCGGCCGAGGCGAUGGCGGCUCCGGUAGAGCCGAUGGCUGCUCCCGUGGAGCCGAUGGCUGCUCCCGUGGAGCCGAUGGCUGCUGCGGAGGUUGCGAUGGCUGCUGCGGAGGUGGCAGAGGCUUUGGAGGAAGCACACGCUGCGCAAGCGGAGGCCGACGCGGCAGUUGCCGCCGAGGCUGUUGCCGCCGAGGUCGCGGAGCAGGCGGAGCCGGAGCAGGCGGAGCAGGCGGAGCAGGCGGAGCAGGCGGAGCCGGAGCAGGCGGAGCCGGAGCAGGCCGAGCCAGGCGAGGCGGAGGAGGCACUGGAUCAGGAGCAGGUGGAUGCAUGCCAGCUCUUGCUGGAGGAAAGCCGGCAGCUCCUGGAGAAGGUCGAUGCAGAGGAGCAACCUGAGACGGAGGCCACGUGGGAAGCGGAGUGA